Messenger RNA from Cynara cardunculus var. scolymus (artichoke), 1151 nucleotides. RefSeq names its product zinc finger protein WIP2-like. The record is from RefSeq and is a predicted model, not a curated record. Bases 3 to 1076 code for a protein of 357 amino acids. The transcript has 2 exons. Gene Ontology annotation, molecular function: DNA-binding transcription factor activity. Lineage: Eukaryota; Viridiplantae; Streptophyta; Magnoliopsida; Asterales; Asteraceae. Gene Ontology annotation, cellular component: nucleus. Gene Ontology annotation, biological process: regulation of gene expression; anatomical structure development.
ACAUGAGUAGCGAUCACCCUUACUCUACUUACUUCAAUGGAUCGUGGUUCAAUCUUAACCCUAAUUAUCACUACUUGUCGUCUUCUCCAGCAGCUCCUCCUCCUCCUCCUCUUUCCUAUUCUAGCUUCACUCACUAUUAUCAACCUUCACCUCCCUCUCCACCCCUCCGGGAAGCUCUUCCCCUCCUCAGCCUGAGCCCAACAAGAAGACCACUCAACCAAAAUCAAGAAUUCCCUACUAGUACUACUAAUAAUGAUUCAUCUAGUACAACCACCACAACCAUAGCCAUGGAACUAGAUCACAACAACAAAACAACGACGAUUGAUGAUGAUGAUCAUCAUGAGACUGUGACUGUAGCUCUACAUCUUGGCCUCCCAACCCAUAGCUUUUCGGAAGCUGAUCUCAUCCCAAGGCUGUCCACCAAUUCAAACAACAAUUCUGAAGCUGAUCAUAAAGAAGUGGAUCAAGAGGAAGAAGGUACAAACAACAAUGGAUAUCUUACAAGCGCACUCAACAAGGGUCAGUAUUGGAUCCCGACUCCAGCUCAGAUUCUGAUUGGACCAACUCAAUUCUCUUGCCCUCUUUGCUUCAAAACCUUCAACAGAUACAAUAACAUGCAGAUGCAUAUGUGGGGACAUGGAUCUCAAUACAGGAGAGGCCCAGAAUCACUAAGGGGAACACAGCCAACAGCCAUGCUAAGGUUACCAUGCUACUGUUGUGCACCAGGGUGUCGAAACAACAUCGACCACCCACGGGCUAAACCACUCAAAGAUUUCAGAACCCUACAGACACAUUACAAAAGGAAGCAUGGGAUCAAACCGUUUAUGUGCAGGAAAUGUGGCAAGGCCUUUGCGGUAAGAGGAGAUUGGCGAACCCACGAGAAGAAUUGUGGGAAACUUUGGUAUUGCAGCUGCGGAUCAGACUUCAAACACAAGAGGUCUUUGAAAGAUCAUAUAAAAGCAUUUGGCAAUGGGCAUGCAGCUUAUGGGAUUGAUGAUUGUUGCUUUGAAUUAGAAGAAGAAGAAGCUGCUUCUGAGAUUGAGCAAGACAAUGAAUCAUCUCAUUGUGAUACUUGAUCAAAAGUUGUCUCUACUGUUGCUGGAGAUCAUAUCAGAAUCGCUUUUGAAGGACCCUCUUUGAUUUUCUUGCAU